Messenger RNA from Portunus trituberculatus (swimming crab), 2960 nucleotides. RefSeq names its product integrin alpha pat-2-like. Gene Ontology annotation, cellular component: integrin complex; external side of plasma membrane. The transcript has 19 exons. Bases 100 to 2769 code for a protein of 889 amino acids. NCBI's taxonomy places the organism in Eukaryota, Metazoa, Arthropoda, Malacostraca, Decapoda, Portunidae. The record is from RefSeq and is a predicted model, not a curated record. Gene Ontology annotation, molecular function: integrin binding. Gene Ontology annotation, biological process: cell-cell adhesion; cell-matrix adhesion; integrin-mediated signaling pathway.
AGAAGAAGAAGAAGAAGAAGAAGAAGAAAAAGAAAAAGAAAAAGAAGAAGAAGAAGUAGUAGAGAAGGAGGAGAAGGAGGAAAAAGAAGAAGGAAAAUAAUGGCGUUUGAGAAAAGAAAACGUGUUUGGAAUAUCAUUUAUGUAGUGGUGAUAAUGAUGCUAUAUGGAGGAGGAGGAGGAGGAGUAGACUGCCUUCAGUUCUACGCUGAAUAUUCUACAGUGAUUCCCGGUCCGCCAUCUUCCUUGUUUGGGUACAGUGUGGCUUUCUGGCAAAAAAGAGGAGCAUCAAAGGUGGUUGUGGGGGCGCCAAAAAGCAAGGACUCUGAUCUGGCAGGGGGCAACACAAUGCUGGGAGCGAUACAUGUUUGUGACGAGUCUGAACUGGCCAACUGUUCAAUCCUGCCUGACCUGCCAAAAAACGUGAAACCAGAGUGUACAGAAUGCAAUAAUGAAAAUCUGCAGUUUGAAGGGCCUCAGACGUUCCAGAAUAACACUGUUGGUUUGGGAGAGACACUGGCUUCAAAUGAUAAGGGUGAUAUUUUGAUUGCCUGCGCUCCCCGGUAUCCAGUUUUUGACAAGGAGGAUGGAGGUUUACAGACAAGAGGUGCCUGUUACAUCAUGGCCUCCUCAAUAAUAAGCGUGUUUCCAUUUACAGAGCACAAAUGUUUGAAGGGAAAAAAAAUAAUGGCAGAUGGAAGCAGUGCCAUAAGAAGAACCAGCAACAACAAUGAAUGCAGUGCCUAUGCUUCCUUUGGCUUCAGCGCAGCGUUCAACAAGGUAUCCACGAAGAAAGUGUUCAUCGGAGCCCCUAACGCUUUUAGAAGAGAAGGGGCCACCGUUACUUAUAGCGUCUCAGGAAGGUAUUCAGGACCAAACAAGAUGGAAAUGAUGAAAGAGAGAGACUACAAGAGCAACUUAGAGGGAUGGGCUGUCUCCGUGGGAUUUUUCGGUAAAGACGACAUAAGGAGGGAAGAAUCAGUGGCGGUAACACGACCAGCACAUGGCAAUUAUACUGGGGAGAUUGCGUUCUACACCAAGAAGAUAACGGUGACGAAGGCGCCUAGACCCCUUCAAGGCAAGCAGGUGGGUGGGUGGUUUGGAUAUGCUAUGGUGACUUGUAACGUGGACAAGGACUCCUUCGAUGACUUAGUGGUGGGCGCCCCUCUCACUCACCGAGACAGCCAUAAGUACCCUGACGAAGGAGCGGUCUUCCUCUUCUAUGCGCCCCUUCACUCGAAUCCUCCAAGAAAAUCUCCAUUGGUGCUGCACGGAGACAAACCCUGGGGCCACUACGGUAUCUCUGUCGCCUGUCUCCAGGGUAGAUCAUCCAAGGACUAUACAGGUGUGGCAGUCGGGGCGCCCGGGGUAACUGGGAGAGUGUACAUCUAUAAAGGAGGAGAUGAUGGAUUGCAACCUCAUCCCACGCAGAUCCUUCAGGCCUCAGAGUUCUUCCCCACCGUCACCGCCUCCUACGGGUUUGGCUUCAGCCUGGCAGGAGGAGUGGACAUAGAUCGCAAUGGACUCUCUGAUGUACUAAUAGGAGCGCCCUUCUCGGAUGCCGCUAUUCUGCUAAGAGCCUCGCCAAUCAUCUACCUGGACGCGCAAGUUUGGUUUGACCCUCCAGAGAUAGACAUUAAUGAGAAGAAGUGUGAGGUGGGAGAGCAAAAGACCGCUGUAAUCUGCUCCAACCUCCACAUUGAGAUAGGGUUCUCCAGCGAGGUGUAUGGCAUAACUGAAAUGCUAGAACUUGACCUGGAGCUGACAGUUGACCUUGAGGAGAAGCGUCUGGCCUUUUUCAACGAGGCGACGGGGAAGUGGAGUCACAAAACCACUAACGCAAUUAACAUCACGAGAAACAUGAAUGAAAAUACUCUAACCGUUACAGUCUAUGGGAAGCCUUUUCCCUUCGACUAUGAAACUCCAGUGCACGUAUCAGUAACAGGCAAGUUAAAGGUUUUUCCUCCUCCUCCUUCAUCUGUCGUUCCUCCUCCUCCUCCUCCUGCCUUCAGUUCCUCCCAUCCUACAACUUUCAACUCUACUCUUCAUCUCCUCUGCGAAAGAUGCAACUACAGAACUGAUCUGAGUCUGCACGCCAAUGGACCAGAAUACCUGGUGAUAGGGGAAAGAAAGCUCAACUUAUCAGUCCUUAUCACCUGCCUCAAUGACACGGCUGAGGACACCACGCUGGAGGUGUCCUAUCCUCGUGCCCUGCGCUUUGAGAAUUCAGUAAGCAGUGAAUCGCCUCAUCUAUGCUUGCCAAAGGAAGAGGAAGAGGAGGAAGAGGAGGGUGUGUCCACUCUCAUAUGCAGCUUUACAAAUUUCCUUAAACCUGAGGAAAAGGUUAAGAUGGAAAUAGUCUUCACUCAAAAUAGUGAUGAAUCUCUCCUGCUCCACUCACCAGAAGGGAACACCGCCCCCGUUUUCUUUAACCUCUCUGUGUCCAGCUCCACGGAGGACAUCGACGGAACAGACAACUCCUACAGUGUUCUCGUGCCAACAGUGUCCCAAAUUGACCUCAUUUCUAUAGGGGGCACAGAUGAAGAGACAGUGGAAAUACAGCCAAUGCAAUACCUGAAGACCGUGCUGAAGGUGGAGGAACAAGUGGAAGAGGAGCAGAUGGCGUGGAGGGCCAACACAUCUGCCUUCCACCUUGGUCCACCUAUCAUCCACCAGUUUGUUGUGCAGAAUAAUGGACCUUCACCUCUAAUUGGAUUCCAGGUGGAAGCGUGGUUGCCUCUUGUUUACGAAGGUAGAGAGUCCUAUACCUGACGGAGGAACCUUACACAUUGGGACUCACUUGUGACUAUAAUAAGGACAUUGUUAAUCCCGCUGGUUUUGCACAGCCGUCUGCCCAAAAGUACACAAGGACCCAGAACAAGAAGGACAUUUUCAAAAACGAAGAGGAGGAAGAAGAGAAGGAAGAACAGGAGGAAGAGAAGGAAGAAGAGAAGGAAGGAAAG